Molecule: messenger RNA, 1866 nt
Organism: Scleropages formosus (Asian bonytongue)
Lineage: Eukaryota; Metazoa; Chordata; Actinopteri; Osteoglossiformes; Osteoglossidae
Gene: hsdl2
Product: hydroxysteroid dehydrogenase like 2
Exons: 11
Coding region: 182-1432 (416 amino acids)
Cellular component (GO): mitochondrion
Source: RefSeq, a predicted model, not a curated record
UGCGUAUUACCACGUUGGAAAACAAACUCCUGGGGUCAAAGUAGAACUUUUGAAGAGCAACAUUUUGUAAGCUUAAAUUAAAGUUGAACUUUAGGUAGUGAGUCCAGUGACUGAAAUUUGUUAUAGUUUAUCAAGUUCUCUUGCUUAUUUCGGAAGAGCACUUAACUAACGGUUUUUGAGUAUGCUCCACAACACGGGAAAGCUUGCAGGCUGCACCCUGUUUGUUACAGGGGCCAGCCGGGGGAUUGGGAAAGCCAUUGCAUUGAAAGCUGCCAGAGAUGGUGCCAAUGUGGUGAUUGCAGCCAAGACAGCUGAAGCCCAUCCCAAACUCCCAGGGACCAUCUACACAACUGCUGUAGAAAUUGAAGCAGUUGGUGGAAAAGCUCUGCCCUGUAUUGUGGAUGUUAGAGAUGAGAAUCAGGUUGGUGAUGCAGUCAAGCAAGCAGUGAAGACCUUUGGAGGAAUUGACAUCUUGGUAAACAAUGCUAGUGCCAUAAAUUUGACUGGAACUCAGGAAACACCUAUGAAGAAAGUAGAUCUCAUGAUGGCUAUCAACCUCAGAGGAACUUACCUGACGUCAAAGUUAUGUAUCCCGCACCUUCUAAAGAGCAAAAACCCUCACAUCCUGAAUAUAAGUCCACCACUCAAUCUGAACCCUACAUGGUUUAAGAAUCACACAGCAUACACUAUAGCAAAAUAUGGAAUGUCUAUGUGUGUGCUGGGAAUGGCAGAAGAAUUCAGAGGAUCUAUCGCUGUUAAUGCUUUGUGGCCAAAAACAGCCAUCCAUACAGCUGCCAUGGAUAUGCUUGGAGGCUCUGAUAUUGGUAAACAAUGCAGAAAAGUUGAGAUUAUGGCAGAUGCAGCCUAUUCCAUCUUCAGUAAACCCAGCAACUACACUGGGAACUUUUUGAUUGAUGAGGACAUACUGAGGAAAGAAGGAAUCAGCGACUUUGACGUAUAUGCCAUUGCUCCAGGACAUCCACUGCUUCCUGACUUUUUUCUGGAUGAAGAACCAGAAAACAUCGUGACGAAAACGCAAGACCAGGGUGCAGCCCCUGUCGUACAGUCAGGAGAAAACAGUGCGGAGAUUGCAAAUAAUGGACCAGUUGCUGAAACCUUUGAAAUUAUCCAAGGAGUUCUCAAUCCAGAACUUGUUAAAACAACACAGGGAGUGUACAGAUUUAACCUCACUGGAGAGAAUGCAGGGUCCUGGUACAUUGACCUGAAGAAUGAUGCUGGAAGUGCAGGUAGUGGGGAUCCACCAAAACCCGAUGUGGUAAUGACCAUGGACAGUGCUGAUUUUGUGAAGAUGUUCAAAGGUGACUUGAAACCAACCAUAGCAUUCAUGAGUGGCAAGCUGAAGAUUAAAGGAGACAUGGCCCUUGCCAUCAAGCUGGAGAAAAUGAUGUCCAUGAUGAAGUCCAAGCUAUGAAGUGUGAACCAUACAUAAAUUGUGUGCAAACAUUAUCACUUUGUGAUUGAAAAAUCACACAUAGAUACGGUGAAAUUUUAGAGAGAUUUAAUGUUGAGAUAUGCAAUAUACUGAGUUCACAACAAAUGUGUCUGAAACUACAACAUACCUUUGUGAUGACUAAUAAAUGGAAAAAUCUAAAUGAACAGGAAAAAACCUUCAAUAUCAAUUAUACACACAAAAAAACUAUACUAUUUGCAUUACACAGUUCAGGAGCAAUGUCAUUCAAGAUAAAUUCAUAUCAAUGAAGUACACAAAAUACACUGUGUUAAUUUUAACUGGAAGCUCAGUUUUACUUUGAAAUAGUUACCCAAGAAGUAGUCUGUCCCAUUUUCAGAAAACUGCAACAUGUGACCUAACGAAGUAGAAAACAGAGGAAGAGAAAGAAAUACUGA